Molecule: messenger RNA, 1133 nt
Organism: Dryobates pubescens (Downy woodpecker)
Lineage: Eukaryota; Metazoa; Chordata; Aves; Piciformes; Picidae
Gene: UBE2J2
Product: ubiquitin conjugating enzyme E2 J2
Exons: 7
Coding region: 208-987 (259 amino acids)
Source: RefSeq, a predicted model, not a curated record
UCGCCGGGCCGCCAUCUUGGCUGGGAGCCGCGGUCGCGCCGCAGAGGGGAGGUGUGGGGGUUGCUCGUCUGCGCUACCCUGCCCCUGCCUUCUUUCUCUCCCCCUUCCGUUCUCUUUUUUUCCCCCUCCUACCCUCCCUCCCUGGGUCUCCGGCUGCGGGCAGGUGGCGCGUCCCGGCGGUGGAGGGGCCUGCGCUAGCAGGGAGAGAUGAGCAACAACAGUAACAAGAGAGCACCAACAACAGCAACCCAGAGGCUGAAACAGGAUUACCUUCGAAUUAAGAAAGACCCAGUGCCUUACAUCUGUGCAGAGCCCCUCCCCUCCAACAUCCUCGAAUGGCACUACGUUGUCCGGGGACCUGAAAUGACUCCUUAUGAAGGUGGCUAUUACCAUGGGAAACUAAUAUUCCCCAGAGAAUUUCCUUUCAAACCUCCUAGCAUUUACAUGAUUACACCUAAUGGAAGGUUUAAGUGUAACACAAGGUUGUGUCUUUCCAUCACUGAUUUCCACCCAGACACAUGGAACCCAGCUUGGUCAGUCUCAACAAUCUUGACAGGCCUGCUUAGUUUUAUGGUGGAGAAGGGCCCCACACUGGGCAGCAUAGAGACUUCAGAAUUCACAAAGAGACAGCUCGCUGCACAGAGCUUAGCAUACAACUUGAAAGACAAAGUCUUCUGUGAGCUCUUCCCUGAAGUGGUGGAGGAGAUUAAACAGAAGCAGAAAGCACAAGAAGAGCUCAGCAGCAGACCUCCUUCCCUGCCUUUGCCAGAUGUGGUGCCCGAUGGGGAGGCACACUACGGGCAGAACGGGCUCCCCCUGCUCAACGGGCACGUCCCCUUGGCGCCGGCCAACCACCCCGGGCUGCAGCAGGCCAACCGCAACCACGGACUCUUAGGCGGAGCCCUGGCGAACUUGUUCGUGAUCGUGGGGUUUGCAGCCUUUGCCUACACAGUCAAGUAUGUGCUCAGAAGCAUAGCUCAAGAAUGAGGAGAAUAAAAGCAAAGCCAAGACCAAAUUAGCUGGUAGUUGCAGAAUUGAGUGGGACUCCUUGGCCAUCCAUCUCUCGACCCUCUGGAUCCAAUCCAACCGGCCCCGGCCUCUGUUUUGCCGCCUCGGGGUGGGGGUAAAGCACU